AACGCCAAUGGAGUUGGGGAUUUAUCACAGAACAUGGGGAAGAUGAGCGUGCUGUCGCUGUAUUUUCUCUUGUGCGCUGAUCUGCUGGAUUUAGCCUUCGGGUAUUUAACAGUCACAAUAGAGCCCUUACCACCUGUUGUUGUGGGAGAGACUGUGACGCUGAAGUGCAACUUCAAGACCGACGGCAGAUUGCGAGAGAUAGUUUGGUACAGGGUUACAGAUGGAGGCACAAUUAAACAAAAGAUCUUCACAUAUGAUGCCAUGUUUAAUACCAAUUACUCCCACAUGGAGGACUAUCGCAGGAGAGAGGACCUGGUGUAUCAGUCUACAGUUCGACUCCCAGAAGUCCGAAUUUCAGACAACGGGCCUUACGAAUGCCACGUGGGCAUCUACGAUCGGGCUACCCGGGAAAAAGUGGUCCUGGCAUCAGGGAAUGUCUUUCUCACAGUCAUGUCGCCUCCAAACAACAUCUCAGUAGUAGCAGAGAACACACCAGCGCCAUUCAGCCGCUACCAAGCCCAGAACCUCACUCUGAUCUGCACUGCCAAAGGAGGCAAGCCUGCACCAUCGGUAUAUUUCAAGCGAGAUGGUGAGCUGAUUGAAGUGAUCUCCUAUGUCUCACCAACGGCAGCCGACGAAGGAGGAGGUUCAGCAGGCGUGCGCAGGGCAAGGCCUCUGAUCAGCAGGGAUCUGGACGACACCAAAAUGCAAAAAUCACUGUCUCUGCUUGGACGCCUCAACACUGAGAGUCCAAGAUGGAGCUACGCAGCCCGGCAGGCACGUUAUGAGACCAGUCCUGCAACAGAGGCUAUCCCAGAGACAGUGGUGAGCCGUGAGUUCCCGCAUUGGGUCCAGAGUGCCGACCCGGCCUACUUCUUCAGCAAUGCCCACCUCCCACAGAGUGAUGGUUCUGUGACCGUGCAAGCCAAGCUCACGUGGACCCUGAACCCUCAAAUGGACAAUGAUGCCCUGUUCAGCUGUGAGGUUAAACACCCAGCACUCUCCAUGCCUAUGCAGACUGAGGUCACAUUGGCGUCUCCUAAAGGUCCCAGACUUACCAUGAGCCCCACCAGGGCGAAGGUAGGAGACACCGUGCGCAUCAUGGUGCAAGGAUUCCAGAACGAGGUGUUCCCUGAGCCGCUGUUCACCUGGACGCGAGUGGGAGGACGUCUGCUAGACGGCAGCAGUGAGAAGGAGGGGAAGGAGCUGGUGCUGGAGCGAGUGCCUGCAGAACUCAACGGCUCCAUGUACCGCUGUACAGCGCAGAACCCACUGGGGUCCACUGAUACACACACACGCCUCAUCGUUUUUGAAAACCCGAGCAUGAUGAAAAACGCACAGAAUCAGAACAGUGGGGGUCCCAGGUUGCACAUGCACAGACUGAUAUGGCUGCCCCUCGUCCUUGUACUGACUAUCAAACUGAAAUGAGCAUUUGAAUAAAAACUGAAAAAUAAGAGGGAAAAUUAAAAAAAAAAAAUUCCUGCCCCCAUCUACAUGUCCAUCCACGCUGACCAAGCACACACACACACACACACACACACACACACGCACACACACUUUCCCACCCUGGCACACUUGGGGAUUGUCUUCAGAGGACAUCUGCAACAUCGCCAGGGGAUGCCAUGUUCUCUCCUUGUUUUAAUUCUUUUGGUUUGGAUUUUUUUUUUGUCAGAACCUGAUGGCAACGUCUGUGAUCCUAACUACAAAAAGCAAAAGAUAUUCUAUAAUAUAAGAAGAAGCUCCACCUUCUGUAUUGUCCAUACCUCGUUUUUGUGUCUCAUCUCAGCCUGUCAAUAAAAAAAGAAGAAAAAAUGGAAAAAAAGAGGCAAGCCUGGGCUUCUUUCUUCUUUGAAAUGAACUCAUGAUGUCAUAGUGGUUGUAGUGGACUGCGAUAUGAACAGGAAAGACUAAAAACAAGAACACGGACAAUAAUCGCUGCUCCACUUGUACAACUACACUGCACUCGAGCACAAACAUCCUCUUUUUGGACGCCAUUUUGUUGUGUUUUAGCACAGUAUUUUACCCAUUCUGUCUUUUUU
This is a messenger RNA of Neoarius graeffei (lesser salmon catfish), 2039 nucleotides long. It is a transcript of the gene igsf21a, whose product is annotated as immunoglobin superfamily, member 21a. Gene Ontology annotation, biological process: heterophilic cell-cell adhesion; homophilic cell-cell adhesion. Gene Ontology annotation, cellular component: adherens junction. The transcript has 10 exons. Lineage: Eukaryota; Metazoa; Chordata; Actinopteri; Siluriformes; Ariidae. The record is from RefSeq and is a predicted model, not a curated record. The annotation marks the transcript as partial.